ACAAAAGUUGCGGCAUAAGUACCAGUUAAAAAUGAAAAUCGUUAGCGUCGCACUUUGCCUGGUUCUUCCUUACGCAAUUGGCUUUACAUAUAACGUUCCACCCGACAAAUUACGUUAUUGGGACAACCUCAUAGAACAACACAAGCAGGAAUGCAUGGAGGAAAAUGGGAUUGAUCCUAAAGUGGGACAAACAUUUUUGUUAAGUCAAGAAAUACCAGACGAGGAGAAUUAUCGAUGUUAUAUGAAAUGUCUUGCUAAGGCUACAGGGAUUUACGAUACGACUAAUCAUGUUUAUCUGAAAGAGAGUACAAUGACAAAUCUUGGUAUAACAGAAGAGAUAUUCUAUGAAUGCUUCCAGCGGGAUGGAGAAGAUGACUGUGACAAGGUACACUCGUCCGUAGAGUGCCUUAUGCAGAAAUUCAUAGUUUGACUUGUUCAAAUUAAAAAUGUUUUAGUGUU
Messenger RNA from Photinus pyralis (common eastern firefly), 459 nucleotides. RefSeq lists its product as uncharacterized. Gene Ontology annotation, biological process: sensory perception of smell. The transcript is spliced from 2 exons. Gene Ontology annotation, molecular function: odorant binding. The record is from RefSeq and is a predicted model, not a curated record. NCBI's taxonomy places the organism in Eukaryota, Metazoa, Arthropoda, Insecta, Coleoptera, Lampyridae. Bases 32 to 430 code for a protein of 132 amino acids.